This is a messenger RNA of Syngnathoides biaculeatus (alligator pipefish), 2101 nucleotides long. RefSeq names its product CCR4-NOT transcription complex, subunit 6-like (gene cnot6l). The transcript has 12 exons. Lineage: Eukaryota; Metazoa; Chordata; Actinopteri; Syngnathiformes; Syngnathidae. Gene Ontology annotation, biological process: nuclear-transcribed mRNA poly(A) tail shortening. Gene Ontology annotation, molecular function: poly(A)-specific ribonuclease activity; protein binding. Gene Ontology annotation, cellular component: CCR4-NOT complex; nucleus; cytoplasm. The coding region runs from base 152 to 1852 and encodes 566 amino acids. The record is from RefSeq and is a predicted model, not a curated record.
GACGUCUGUUGUUCGCCCUCCUGGUUCCGAGACGUUCAGGGUCUGCUGUGGACUGACAGACGGAGGGACGUGCCCCCACCGACAGCAGAUGUCGAUCAUUCACCCCGUCUUAAACUCGGCUAACACCACCCACGAAUGAAGAUUAAGCGGUAUGCCAAAGGAAAAAUAUGAUCCUCCGGAUCCUCGCCGAUGUUUUACCAUCAUGUCAGCCGAGGAGGCAGCCAAUGGCAAGAAGUCUCAGUGGGCUGAGUUGGAGAUAUCUGGGCGAGUGCGUAGUCUGAGCAGCUCGCUGUGGACACUGACCCACCUGACGGCGCUCCACAUCAACGACAACAACCUGACACGUAUCCCGCCCGACAUCGCCAAGCUGCCCCGUCUGGUCUAUCUAAACCUGUCAUCCAAUAAACUCCGCAGCCUGCCCGCAGAGCUGGGUAACAUGGUAACUCUCAGGGAAUUGCUUUUAAACAACAAUCUUUUACGAGUUCUGCCUUAUGAACUUGGGAAGCUUUUCCAGUUACAAACGUUAGGACUGAAAGGAAACCCUUUGUCACAAGACAUCCUCAACUUAUACCAGGAGCCUGACGGAACGCGGAAGCUUUUGAACUACAUGCUUGACAAUCUGGCAGUGCAUCCAGAGCAGCUCCCCCAAAGACCGUGGAUCACCUUACAAGAACGAGAUCAAACGAUCCCUACAGCUGCCUUCACUGUCAUGUCCUACAAUGUGCUGUGCGACAAGUACGCCACGCGGCAGCUGUACGGCUACUGCCCCUCUUGGGCUCUCAGCUGGGAGUACCGCAAGAAGGGAAUCAUGGAGGAGAUCAACAGCUGCGACGCCGACAUUGUCAGCUUGCAGGAGGUGGAGACAGAGCAGUAUUACGCUUUCUUCCUGGAGACGCUGAAGUCACGAGGCUACGAUGGCUACUUUUGCCCUAAGUCCCGAGCCAAGCUCGUGUCGGAGCAGGAAAGGAAGCAUGUGGACGGCUGUGCGGUCUUCUUUAAGACGGACAAGUUUACCUUGGUCCAGAAACACACGGUGGAGUUCAACCAGGUGGCCAUGGCCAACUCUGAGGGCUCCGAAGUGAUGCUCAACAGGGUGAUGACCAAGGACAACAUUGGUGUAGCGGUGCUGCUUGAGGUCCACAAGGACCUGUUCUCCGGUGGCGUGAAGACGGUUCCUGAGAGGCCACUGGUGCUGGUGGCCAACGCCCACAUGCACUGGGACCCCGAGUACUCAGACGUGAAGCUAAUCCAGACGGUCAUGUUCCUGUCUGAGCUCAAGAGCAUCGCAGAGAGGGCGGCAGGCGAGUCGGGCGCAUCUUCCAUCCCCAUUGUGUUGUGCGCCGACCUCAACUCGCUCCCCGACUCAGGCGUGGUGGAGUACUUAAGCAACGGCGGAGUGGCCGACAACCACAAAGAUUUUAAGGAGCUGCGAUACAACGAGUGCCUCAGCAACUUCAGCUGCAGCAACGGCGGCAACAGCAACAGUAGCAGCAACAGCAGUGGCAGCGUCACGCACAGCUUCCAGCUCAAGAGCGCCUAUGACAGCCACGUGAUGCCUUACACCAACUACACGUACGACUUCAAGGGUGUGAUUGACUACAUCUUCUUCUCAUGUACGCACAUGAGCACGCUGGGCGUGCUGGGCCCGCUGGACGCCCACUGGUUGUCCGACAACAACAUGACAGGCUGCCCGCACCCCCACGUGCCCUCGGACCACUUCUCCCUGCUGGCACAGUUGGAGCUGCGACCCCCGCCGCCGCUGCCACCCACAUGCCUCUCCUCUCCCUCCUCCUCGUCCACAUCAUCACCGCACCAGGUCAACGGCCUCCACCUACCACCUGUCCACAGGUAGUGCUGCCAAAAGAAGUAGAAGAAGAGUCCCCUUAUUUUUUAACAUGCCCGCCCCCUCCUCACCGAAAGGACCCUGUACAGUUCAUAUCAAAUCGUCAUCUUUUGGAAGUAUUUGCCAGAUGUUGCACACUGAAAAUGUUUUAGUUCUAUUUUUCUCCCCUUCACAAAAGUUCAAAACCAAAUGUUGCCACAGUGACCUCAAUAACAUUUUUUUUAAAACAUAGUUUAUUGAAUAAACACUGAAAUAAUG